CACCCAUUUCCCAUACAAAAUCAACGAUUUCGCAUAUUUAUAUUUAAUUCAAGAAAAUAGAUAAAAAUAUACGGUUUUUGAUUUUGAAUAAGGUAUUAUAUUAUUAUUAUAUAUAAAACCUCGUAAUUAGCCGUGUAUAAUGCACUAUCUACUUUCUUAACAUGAUUAUAUCUGUAAUUCCGAUAAAUGUUGCCCGAAUUGGAACGAGGAGGAAUCUACAAUAAUUUGAUCUAGGCACAGCUCUAGAAUACAAUAUCAACAAGAUGGAUUUACCGAGAGAAAGCAUCGGGAUAAAUGAUAAGGACCUUCAAAAAGUCUUCAAAUACGAGCCAGGGGAGUCAACAGUAGUAACAAGGUUGGAGGGAUCUAAGCAGAAGUCAACUAUCGAGUCGAUCAAUACUGAUGAUCGUUGGGAAGAAUGGAUUAAUAUGCUUCCUCCACCUGAUAGCUUAAACUCGGGGCUUAUACUGAUACUCGCGAGACGGCCCGGUCAGAUGAAUCUCUCAAUGAGAUCCACGAACUGCCCUGCUAAAGAGGAUAGAGGGCUGAGCUGCGGGAACAAACCCGUUCUGAAUAAUGGUGGAAGUCGCAGUGUUAGGACCUUACCAUUUUCACCCAAAGUAUUCAAAUUAAUGUCGGAAAAAUUUUAUAUUCACGGGUCAAUAGCCCGGGUUAUAAACCGGUCUGACGUGCCUCAUUUUUCUCGGGUAGAGAUGGAGAUCGAAAUAGAGGGCUCUACUCAUCCCGCGUAUGCAUAUAAUUGCCGAACGACAAAUGCAUGGGAAGCGGAUCUCGCUCUAACUGUUACCCACUUUCCACGCUCUGGAUUAACGUAUGCUAUACUGUUCGGCUGUCCCGUAUCUAUAGAGAAUGAAGUCAUUGCACGAUUGAACUAUCCUGGAGUAGAGGCCAGCUACCCAUUACUACUACCGGGAAUUUUUGCAGAGCUGGAGAGAAACCGACACCUCAAUAUUAUCGAGGAUUACAUCAACAAUAUUGAAGAGAAGAUAUUUGAACUAGACUACCAGCUUCCAGUGGAGCAGCAGAUACGCUGCCCUAGCAUUAAGGGGCAAAGCAAGGAUAAGAGGUCACAGUGGCUCGACACAGCAUAUCUAAAGAACAGCCUAGUUACCUGGAACACGCAGUUAUUUAAGAUGGCUGGACAUAUUGGUGAGCUCAGAAAUACACUAUUUGGACCACAUGAGAGAAAGUACUCGCGGAUUGGUAACGAUGAUAUUCCAUGCGUUGGCUGCGACUCCAAGAUGAACAUGUUAACGGAACCAAUUUGCCAUCCGUUGUGUGAGACGUCAUGUAUCGGGCCCGUUAGUGGGUAUUACCAAUAUAGGACCAUUCCACAAAACUGGAAAAGCGUUGAGUUGCGUAAUCAUAGGAUGAGGAUAUUUGGAGCCAGAAUCAAUAGCCGCCUCCAGGCCAUGAUGGAGGAGUACGAAGAUAAGAUCCGAGAAUGUGCUAUGAGACUUGAUGGAAUGGCAAUGGCUACGCAAUGGUCUCACGGGGACACUAAUGUCGAAAUAGCGCUAGCAACGGGACGUGAUUCACGGCAUAUGCGGUCUAUCGCUGUAGUCACAAUGGUGUUUCUCCCAGGAACGUUCUGUGCAAGUGUUUUCUCCAUGCAGUUCUUUAACUGGUUUCCUGGAGAUGACGGCAAUACCAUGGUCUCACGUUACUUCUGGAUAUACGUCUUGGUCACAAUAGCAAUGACCCUGCUGACGCUUGGAGUCUGGUACUACGUGUCAUGGAAGGAAAAGCAACAAAAGCAGCAUAAUGCCGAUUCGCAGGAAGGUAUGCAUGUUUAGGGAACUUAAUUAGUCGAGGGAAUUUCUCAUAUUACUGAUCAUUUAUUCAAAUGAUGAGCAUAUACACUUAUCAUCAUCCAGGAGAAUAAAAAGUACGGGGCGGUAGUACAAUAUCAUGUACCUACGACGAAUAAAUUUAUAUCAUUCUGUUUGUGUCA
Molecule: messenger RNA, 1975 nt
Organism: Daldinia decipiens
Lineage: Eukaryota; Fungi; Ascomycota; Sordariomycetes; Xylariales; Hypoxylaceae
Exons: 8
Coding region: 264-1817 (517 amino acids)
Source: RefSeq, a predicted model, not a curated record